This is a messenger RNA of Engraulis encrasicolus (European anchovy), 2036 nucleotides long. RefSeq names its product mucolipin-1-like. Gene Ontology annotation, cellular component: lysosomal membrane; plasma membrane. The record is from RefSeq and is a predicted model, not a curated record. Lineage: Eukaryota; Metazoa; Chordata; Actinopteri; Clupeiformes; Engraulidae. Bases 154 to 1935 code for a protein of 593 amino acids. Gene Ontology annotation, molecular function: NAADP-sensitive calcium-release channel activity. The transcript has 14 exons.
UCACCGAGCAGCAACAACAGCAGCACACAGAGCAAGGACCAUGGAGCUAGACGGGGACCGCUGAGACAAAUUAACCGUUAAAACCGGUUUUAUGUAGUCGAUGUGCCGUCUUUUUUAUUUAAACCUUUAUUUUUUAAAGUUAAAUGUAUUGCCAUGGCUUCGUCGGAGGCCAAUAAUUUCAACUAUCUUUCCUCCGAGAGGGAUAAGCUGCCGUCGUCUCCUACCUCUCACAGUAUCAACAGCGCCCCCGGUGAGGACUACGUCGACUGCAACCGUGGCAACUGUAACCAUGACACCAGCCUGUUGUCUCCGGCCAGCGGGUGGGUGGGGCCUGAGCAGGAAGAAGAAGCGCUCCGCAGGAAGUUGAAAUAUUUCUUCAUGAGCCCCUGUGACAAGUUCCAUGCCAAGGGACGCAAGCCCUUUAAACUGGGACUGCAACUAUUGAAGAUCAUUAUAGUCACAGUACAGCUGGUGUUGUUCGGCCUCAGUAAUCAGAUGGUGGUGACGUUUAAGGAGGAGAAUACGGCCUGCUUCAAGAACCUCUUCCUCAAGGGCUACAGCGAGGGAUCAGGAGACGCCCUCGCAGUGUACACACAAGCAGACGUCUACGACACCAUGUACUACGCCAUAGAACAGUACCUGAACCUGUCUGAGUUGACGGUGGGCAGGUAUGCCUAUGUCUACAAUGUGGGGGUGAACAACAGCGCCCUCUCCCUCUGCCAGCAGUACUACAGGAAGGGCCGCAUAGACCCGGGCAACGACACAUUCAGCAUAGACCCAGUGGUGGUGCCAGAAUGUAUAGGUAUAAAUCCCCUCUCGGCUCCACCCACAUCCUCUCCUAGCAACGGCAGCUACAGGAACUUCACCCUCAAGUUUCACAAGUUAAUCAAUGUGACUAUCCAGUUCCAGUUGAAGGCCAUUAAUCUGCAGACCAUCAUCAAUAACGAGAUCCCAGACUGCUACACCUUCCUCAUCACGAUAGUGCUUGAUAAUAAGUCCCAUAGUGGGAAGGUGAAGAUCAGUCUGGAUAAUCACGCCUCCAUAAAAGAGUGCAGAGACCCCAGCGUCUCAGGCCACGCGGAGAACCAUGCCCGCGUGGCGUUUGACGUGGCCGUGUCAGUGGUGUGUCUGCUGUCUCUGCUGCUGUGUGGACGAUCCAUCAUCAGAGGCAUCAUACUGCAACAGGAGUUUGUGGAGUUCUUCCGUGUGAGCCUGAGUCGGCGUGUGUGUGUGGCGGACCGCAUGGAGUUCAUUAACGGGUGGUACCUGCUGCUCAUCGCCAGCGACCUGCUCACCCUCGCUGGCACCUUCAUCAAGAUCGGCAUCGAGUCCAAGAACCUCUCAUCCUAUGACGUGUGUGGGAUCCUGCUGGGUACGUCCACUCUGCUGGUGUGGGUGGGAGUCAUCAGAUACCUCAGCUUCUUCCAGAAGUACAACAUCCUGAUCGUGACUCUGAGAGCUGCGUUCCCCAACGUGAUCCGCUUCUGCUGCUGUGUGGCCGUCAUCUACCUGGGCUACUGCUUCUGUGGAUGGAUAGUACUGGGACCAUACCACGUCAAAUUCCGCUCCUUGUCCAUGGUGUCUGAGUGCCUCUUCUCCCUGAUAAACGGUGACGACAUGUUUGUGACGUUUGCGGGGAUGCAGGAGAGCAGUGCUCUUGUCUGGGUCUUCAGCCAGGUCUACCUCUACACCUUCAUAUCGCUCUUCAUCUACAUGGUGCUGUCGCUCUUCAUAGCACUCAUCACCGGGGCCUACGAAACCAUCAAGCAUCAGACCCAGGAGCCGAUGCACAUAACAGACCUGCACGCCUUCAUAGCGGAGUGCACUGACACGCCCUCAUCAGGGAAGUUCAGGGGACUGGAGACGUCACCAUGCUCAUUCUUCUGCUGCUGUGACAGGACCACUACGUAUGAGGAUGUGCUGCUGGUCAACUAGCACUUUACUGCCCCCUGUUGGUACACAAAGAACACUGCACGUAGAGGCCUUCUCUCUCUCUCUCUCUCUCUCUCUCUCUCUCUCUCUCUCUCUCUCUCUCU